Molecule: messenger RNA, 9302 nt
Organism: Hemiscyllium ocellatum (epaulette shark)
Lineage: Eukaryota; Metazoa; Chordata; Chondrichthyes; Orectolobiformes; Hemiscylliidae
Product: von Willebrand factor D and EGF domain-containing protein-like
Exons: 31
Coding region: 141-5621 (1826 amino acids)
Molecular function (GO): calcium ion binding
Source: RefSeq, a predicted model, not a curated record
CAGCCCGGGAUUGCAUGGCGUCGACUGACUGCGUUCGCUGACUUUCUGCAGCUUUCUUUUGAUGGAGACCCUGCUGGGAAUCAGCAAGGACUCAGCUGUUCGGCGCAGUACCGUGGCGCAAAUGCAACGCUGAAGUCACCAUGGGUCUCCCGAACCCUUUCCUUUUGCCAGCAUCAUCUGGUUACUAUCAUUUCUUUGGGCUUUUUCUGCUCAACGUGUGGCUAUCUCUUGCCCAGUUUGCCCCAGAAUGCUCCCCAGGUGGACAUCACAUACUUCAGAACUCUCAGCGCAGCAUUCACUUUGAUUCGAUCGAACUACAACAGUUUGCAAUCCAGGACCUGAUAUGUGAUCAUUCUCUAACACCAGGAUGGUACCGCUUCAUGAUUGGAGAUGAGCCAGCAGAAAUGCCAACCAAAUGUAUAGAAAUGAAUAAGUGUGGCACGCAAGCUCCCGUUUGGCUUUCUCUUGAAGACUCCAACUCGUUGCCUCGUCCAGGUGAAGUAAAGAAACUUACAGCCUGCGCUACAUGGCAAUUCUUCAUGGGCAGCAUCAAAGACUGCUGUUUAUUUCGGAUCCCUGUCUCUCUUAGGAACUGUGGUUCAUUCUUUGUUUAUUACCUUCAGCCUACUCAGGGAUGCAUGGGCUACUGUGCUACUGAAGCUAAUGCAGAAGCAAAGUCGCUGUCCUGUGCUCCAGGGGGAGUAAUAAUAGAUGGAACCUGUCAAGCUAAGCUACUCGAUCUACUUGACAAACCGGUGAUUACUCCAGAGUUAGUGGGUACCAGCAUCCAUCUGAAGUGCACUUAUGUGAAAUCUGCUUUAAACAGCACUGUAGCAUAUGUGGUGAUAUGGUCACGGGUUUCUCCACUUAACAUGAAGGAAGAGAUAAAGAGAGACACAACCCGUCAACUGUUCUCAUUUGUGGAGUUGGAUGGGAUGACUUUAAAACUGGGAGAUACGGUUUACUGUAGUGUAUCAGUCUUCUUGAGGAGUUCUCCAGAUAUACGCACUUUUCCCAGGGAUAGUGAACCAUUCUUUGCUGGGAUUAAGUUUGACCCAGUGUCUUUGCAAAUCAGAGAAGAUGGCAAAGCACAUACUUUGUUGAUCCAAAGUACGAUUCCAAUUGCUUGUCUGGAAGAAGGACAGAAUGUAAACAGUUGUAAAAUAACAUUGCAACUCACUAUCAAUGACUCAGACAGUCUGACCUCCACAGUGUUGAACAUAGCACUGUCCUCAUGCCAGGUGGAUUUGGUACAGAUGCCUGCUUGUAUGAGUGGCAGUUGUGCAAGAAGCUCACUCUCUGUGAUGGCCGUUACCGAUUUUGCACGAGAUGGAAAUCGUGUCAGCACUAUUAGAAUUGAGCCGAUUAAAUCAAAAAAUCUCCUGUGGCGGGGUUACUCCCCAAAGGAAAUAAAGGUGAUCGUUCAAGACCUCCCAACAGGAUAUUGUUAUUCUUUCACUGAUCCCCAUAUUAUCACUUUUGAUGGCAGACGCUAUGACAACCAUAAAACUGGGACUUUUAUUUUGUACAAAAGCCUUUUGCGAGAAUUUGAAGUUCAUGUGCGUCAGUGGGAUUGUGGCAGCCGCCACUAUGCUGUAUCGUGUAACUGUGGAGUGGUUGCCAGGGAGGGUGAUGAUAUCAUUGCAUUUGAUAUGUGCAAUGGGCACUUUCAAGAGACCAGGCCUCAUUUGUCAGUGAAAAGCAGUGGACCAGAGCCACAUCACGUCAAAAUAAUGGAGGCACACCAAGGAAAGAAGAUCACUAUCAUGUUCCCGUCAGGAGCAUUUGUCCGUUCAGAUGUAAGUGACUGGGGAAUGAGCAUAACAGUACGGGCCCCCAGCAUUGAUUUCAACAAUACGAGAGGCCUCUGUGGGAUCUUUGACCGAAACAGUAAUAAUGACUUUCAUGGUGCCGAUGGGAAUCUGUUGUCAGGUGGAUAUUGGAAUAACGCCCCUGAUGAUUUCAUUGAAGAAUGGAGAAUACAUCCAGGGGAAAGUUUGUUUGAUAAGACACCACCACCCUCUGAGAGAGAAAAAAGAAAAAAAUAUUGCAGUUGUCAAAAGGAAUACACUAUGUCUCUCCAUUCGUUUAAUAAGCUGACCACUAGAUACGGUCAUUCUCAUCUAUCCUCUCGUUGCCAGGCAUAUGACAAUGUAGAUUUGACUUCAAUGAUUCCUUUUUUGGAUGUUACCGCAGAAUACAUAAGCAAUCCGGAACUGUCAGUAUUCAAAAAGCGUGAUGUAACCCAGUCUUCUGAAGAGUCAAAAGGACAUAGAGAUCUGCAAAAAUACUUGGAAACACAUGGUUCCAAAGGCCAACCUUUUACAUCUACUGGUCAAUCAGUGGGGUAUUCCAGUUGGCCAGACAUAACUGAGUUUGUUGAACCAAAGAUUACAUUACAUAGAGUAAAAAGGCAAGGUUAUUAUGAAUACCUACCAAUAUUCACAUACCAAAGCCUGAGUCAAACUGAUCUGGAAAGCUUAACUUACUUUUUCCCAGAAGACCAUCUAUCCAGAAACCGGCCUGGCGUGCAGCCAACAUGGCCAACUCCGAGUGGACUCACGUCAGCCAAGGCUCUUGAGAUUUGCCAACAAACGCUUAGCAACUCCACUAUUGGUGUGGUGUGUCAAGACUUCCUUGGAAGAAAGCUUAUUGAGGCUGUGGAUCUCUGCAUUUUAGAUUUGCAACUUAAAGACGAUCUUGCAUGGGAGGAAGGGAUGCUGGCGUUUCUUGACAAUGAGUGUGAAAGAAAGCUUUUGGAAAAUAGGUAUAAAUGGACCCACAGAACAGAUGUUGAAGGAAUAGUUACAGCUCUCCGAUGUCCAAAUCGGUGCAGUGGGAAUGGGCAGUGUACAGUAUGGGGCUGCCGGUGUUUUGUUGAGUACAGCUCCCAUGACUGCAGCAUUUCUAAUGGUCAGAUUCCUGAGAUUACUGAUCUGGAGAAUGGUGGCCUGUGUGAUAUUCGAAUCUAUGAGUGCAACAGUAUUCGAGUAUUUGGUCUGGGCUUCAGGGACUCGCCCAGUCUCCAGUGUGAAGCUACUACUCUAAAGUAUGUGAAUGAAGAAUGGAUUCUGGGAGCUACGCAGAUAACGACGGCAACGUUCCUGAGUACCAAAGCUGUUGAUUGCCAAAUUCCAGCACUGACAAGUUUAACUACUGAGUCUGUGGAUUUCAUGUUUUCAGAUAAACCUUUUGCCAGGUGGCAAAUAAAGAUUACAAAUGAUGGAACCUUGUUCAGUAAUUCAAAAGUCCUAACACUCUAUGAUGGGGUUUGCCAGAUCUGUGAUAAUAUGCCUCAUGGAGUUUGUAAAUUGAAGGAGAAGACCUGUAAUAUAGAUGGCCUAUGCUAUGGUGAAGGAGACACAAAUCCAACAAGCCUUUGUUUACAUUGCAGGCCUGACAUAUCCAAAUUCACCUGGUCUAUAAAUGAAAACAAUCAGCCGCCAAUUUACCAGCCAUCUACAGCUAAGCUCCAGACCUUCUUUGGUGAAAAUUUUGUUUACCAGUUCACAGCCAUGGACCCAGAAGGAUCUGCAGUACUCUUCUUGUUAGAAUCUGGACCACAAAAUGGCAGCCUAUCACCUGCGGGACUUCUGAUCUGGAAAGUGAAUUCUCAAGAGUCUGGCAACUUUAGCUUUAGUGUAGCUGAUGAAUGCAAUGCACAAAGCACAUAUUCUGUUCAGGUUUUAGUGAAGCCAUGUGGCUGCACUAAUGGUGGAACAUGUGUUACAAAUAUCAAUUUCCCCCCAGGAAGUGGUGAAUACCUCUGUGUGUGUCCUGUUGGUUUUGAAGGGGAGCUUUGCCAAGAAAACAUAGACGAAUGUAAAUCAAAUCCAUGUGGUGUUGGCACCUGUGUGGAUGGCAUCAACAACUACUCAUGCAACUGUCCAGCUGGUCUCACAGGGUUUGCAUGUCAAGAAGAUAUUAAUGAAUGCAAAAAAGCUGCAUGCUUUCCUGGAGUCGCUUGUUUCAAUAAUUUUGGAUCUUACAAAUGUGGAAGUUGCUCAGGGACAAUGCAGGGCGAUGGCCGAUCUUGCAAACCCCGAACCUCUGUCCCACUGAACACAAUUACUUGUGCAAAUAAACCCUGCUUCCCAGGAGUUCAGUGUUUUGAUCGGAAACCACCUUCUGUUGGUUUUGCUUGUGGACGCUGCCCUGUCGGAUUCUUGGGCACUGGGCGAACAUGUAUGAAGAUCCCACGGCACGUUUCCCCACAUGUUGCUUCAAGAUUUCAUCAACACUGGUUUCCCACUCAAAGAAUAAAUAACAGGCCAGUUAGACUGCCACCAAUGAGCCAGAAAACCACUCCUGGCUUUACUCCUUUGACUGGCAGAGUGACAAUGGAGAAAGCAGUUACUAAAGCAAAACCAGCUCCAGCUCUCAAGACAGAUAAGCCAUACGCAACUUUGAACUUACCUUCUUCCAUUGACUCAAAGAUAACAGAUACUGCAGCUCUAAGCUCUGGAACCAUAUCUCAGGUUGCUGUUCAACCUAAGGUUUUACAAAAAACAACCACACUUUGGAGACCUGCUGCUUCUGCACUGCGAGCUGUGACAGCAUCGCAAGCCAUUUCCAUCACCCAAAUCAGUAAUGAGUUAGUUCCUACUGAGAAAAAGAAGACCUGUGCUGACAUGCCUUGCUUCAAUGGAGUUCCCUGUGAGCCCACAGAGUUUGGGGGCUUUAAAUGUGGACGAUGUCCUUUUGGAUAUACCGGUGAUGGUUUAACAUGCAAAGCUAUAUGCAGGUACCCUUGUGGAAAGAAUAUGGAAUGUGCGGCUCCUAAUACAUGUCGUUGCAAGCCUGGGUACACAGGGUAUAAUUGUCACAUAGCGAUCUGUCGGCCUGAUUGCAAAAACAGAGGGAAAUGCAUCAAACCAGAUGUAUGUGAGUGUCCCCGUGGAUACAAUGGCCUGACCUGUGAAGAUGCUCUCUGUAUUCCACCCUGUGAACAUGGCGGAUCUUGUAUAACCAGAAAUACCUGCUCUUGCCAUUAUGGGUUUGUGGGACCAAGAUGUGAAACAAUGGUUUGUAAUAGACACUGUCAGAAUGGCGGGAAGUGUAUUUCCCCUGACGUGUGUAAAUGUAAAGAUGGUUGGUCGGGACCCUCCUGUGAAACAGCUGUUUGCACCCCUGUGUGUCUUAAUGGCGGAACUUGUGUUCGACACAAUAUAUGUAUUUGUCCUCGUGGUUUCUAUGGACUUCACUGUCAGAGUGCUGUUUGUAGUCCCCCUUGUAAGAAUGGUGGUCACUGCAUGAGAAACAAUGUGUGCGCCUGUCCUGAUGGUUAUACGGGAAGAAGAUGCCAGAAGAGUGUCUGUGAACCAAUGUGCAUGAAUGGAGGGAAGUGUGUGAGCCCAGGUAUCUGUGACUGUCCAUCAGGCUGGAAAGGAAAGCGAUGCAAUCAACCAAUCUGUCUGCAGAAGUGCUUGAAUGGUGGAGAAUGUGUGGGAGCCAAUACCUGUCACUGUCAGCCUGGCUGGGAAGGAGUACUAUGUCAAAUCCCUAUCUGUGAGCAGAAAUGUUUGUUUGGAAGUAAGUGCAUCAGACCGAAUGUGUGUGCCUGCAGGAGAGGAUACAUGGGCUUAGCCUGCGCCAGAAAGCUUCCAGUUGGACGAGGAUAAUGAGCCUGAAUUGUCAAAGCUGCUUAUUCUGACCUGCGAUAGGUUAUAAUGGUGGUUUGCGCAGUGAAAUUGGGUGUGUACAUCACUGUGUGUAUAUUUUCAUAUCAGUGUGUCUCAGAGAAGUGUCCUGCAAAACAAAACUAUCACCAUAUUAUUGAAAAUAGUAAUUGCAGGAUGUAAAAGAUGUAAGUUAUUGUAUAAAUAAUAUAUAUAUAAAUAUAUCAGUUAAAUACAAUUUCCAAGUCAUGUUACAGGGUCAUAGAUUAUACUGUUCAUUCCACAUUUCUUUUGCUUAUAUUCCCCUGUCUUCUACUUCAUAAGUACAGGUUUUUUUUCUCGUGGGACGUAGGUUUUCAACCGAGACAGCUAAACUUCAAACUGCAGUAUGUGCAAGUUGUAUCUCUCAAUGCCUCAUCAUUGACUUACAAUAUACUUGUAUAUCAUAAUAUGAAAUUCAUUGAUUUAAUUGCAGUGGUGCCAAUACUUUACACUUUAGUUCUGAUUUUUGUUCCAUGAAAAUGCAGCUCCCAUUGAAGUGGAUUUAUUAGAUUUUCUUUCUCUCUGUAUGUUUUGCACCCUUAAGAUUUAAUGUAUAGUCCACAGCAUGAAGCUGUUCAUGACUUGACACCAAUUGACAGUCAUAUCUAGAAAGAACAAAGGUGACUAAAAGGAGAAAUUGAAAUGUCAGCUUGCUGCAUUGAGAAAUGGAAGUAAGGGAAAAUUUUUUGAACAAAAUAUAGGCUCCACGACUGCAUCUACCCCACGCCAUUACUUGGCUCAGAGUUGCUCAGACCAGUUUCCAACAUUACAAAAUGUUCUGUUGCCCUGUACUGGCAUUCCUUAGUUGGAUAAAGUGAGGACUGCAGAUGCUGGAGAUCAGAGCUGAAAAAUGUGUUGCUGGAAAAGCGCACCAGGUCAGGCAGCAUCCAAGGAGCAGGAGAAUUGACGUUUCGGGCAUAAACGUCAAUUCUCCUUCUCCUUGGAUGCUGCCUGACCUGCUGUCCUUUUCCAGCAACAUAUUUUUCAGCUUCCUUAGUUGGAUGUCAACAAAAUAUACUUUGGAAAGUUGCAUCUUCGUCAUCAAAGACUACACUUUACCUUUUGAAGAAUGCAAAUUAUGUUUGGCAAGGGUACCCAAACAAAUCCUUACUGGAGCCUUGAAAUAUUUGAGUUGUCAAUAUUUCAGUCAGUUUAUGUUAUGCAUUUGAGAAAUGCAAAUAUAAUUGUGUAUUUGAUCAAACAUUAUUAUGUGAAUUAUAUUUACAAAUUAGUUCAGGUCAUGCCAAUCCAGAUUCUCAAUGACAAUUAUCCUUUGCAAACAGUCAAAACUGUUUCAAGCCAUAAAAUUAAUCCACAUCCGAUACAAAGUGAAAACGAAGAGUGAAGAGUGUGAUCAAUUGGUGUCUUUCAAAGAGCAGGCACAGGCACUAUAGGCUGAAUGGCCCUAUUGUAUUUCUUUACACCAAAUGAAUGAAGAAAAUGUGAGGCUUUGCUAUAUAUAGGGUAGAGUGCAGUGAUCUGGAAACAGUUACCAUUUCAAUUUGACAGAAUGUUUCAUGUAACCAAAAAUGCUUGGCUCAUAAUUCUCAGUACUCCUUCAGCACUGCCAUGGUGUUGUCUUUUAGAUUUCGACAUGACACUUUUGUGUAGCAAGCCAGCCAGCCAGCCUUGGAAUUUUAUUCAUUUGAAUUUGGUACUAGAGUACUGCAUGCAUGACAUUCUUACAUUAAAUCCAUUAACAGUUCAGUGCAUAAAUGAAAAUCUAAAACUAUCCUUCAAAUCCUUUUCUGGAAGAGAUAAUAUUUGUAAUUUAACACAAAGGUAAAGGUCAGGUGCUUACAACUCUGUCACUGGCAACAGAAAUUUCAGGUCACUGGAAUGAUGGUACCAAAAGGGCAUUUAAUUGAAGUGUAGAGAUUUAGUCAGGUUUUAUUUUCCUUUGUUAUCACUGCUAUACUGAUAUUUCCUUCAACAGACAAUAUGCCGUAUUCUUUAAGCAAGGCAUCAUUAUAUCUGUGCUUUCACCAUUACAGAGGCAGGCUGAGGGUUAGUUGUGUUACUAAUUAAAGGAUUAAUAGCCUAUUAAGGCCACAUGUCAGAGAUUGAUUGGAAAUCUCCAAUUGGUCUGUGGGCCCUUUGGGGACAGAACAAUUUCUUCCACAACUUCUUGUUAGGAUUCCAGGGAGGCUUUAAAGCCUUGCCUACCUGUCUUAACACAGACUAUAGGCUGUGCUUCUGUACCAUUGUGACUCUGCUGCUGAACCCAUUAUUUGUUCAUUUAAACUUAAAAUUUGCAGAUAGAGCACAGAUGGAAAUGCCACCUAUCUUUUUACUCACUCACCUGAACCGAACUUGUUGUUGAGUUGGAAAGCCUCCUGUUGGCCCCCCAGUUUCGAGAUCCCAUGCCUACUAUUGUUACAACAAGGCGGUGAAUCUCUCUGUUAAUUAAACCAAUCACCUAGCCUCGUUACCUGUUAAAGUAUGAGUGACCAAGAACUGCCAAAUGCCACUAUUUAAAGAAAAAAUAUCAAUUUAUUCUUUAACACUAAAAAUGAACAUUAAACAAUAACUAUUUACAAAUCUAAAUCUCCUUUCUCCUAAGUGCUGUUUAUCUACCUCCAACUCUAUAACAAUAUACUGUUCCCAUAAACACCCCUAUUGAAAUUACAUCAACUUAAUUUUCAAAACCCUACAGUAGCUGUCGUCUCCGGUGACUGUCUUCCUCUGGCUGAAAAUCUCCCUGGGUCAUCUUUGGUCUUUUGCUGCAAAGAUGUUUCGUAUAAAGAGGUAAAUUUGAUAAAAAGCGAUUUACUAGCAGAUACUCUGACAAUGGCAGUUGGUCACUCUCUCUGGCUAACUCUCAAAAUGCCAGCUUCCUUAUAGCCCAAACAUCAGAUCGUCUCAUUGGUUCCGUGUUGUCAAAACAGUAAAAUUCAAAUUUGAUUGGGUUUUAGUAUCUUGGGCAUAAUUUAAACUGAUCAGUUAAAUUUGAACUGUUGUGAAAACAUAAAAACCAAAAGUCAGGUAUUUGUUUCAAAUUCAAGUGUUACAUAUUUUCAAUUUUCCGUUAUACUCUGAAAUUAUCAGUCACAUGACAUGUGCCUGCAAGCUCUCAGUGCAAAACAGCCUUCACUCUCUCUUAUAGGUACAGUACAUGCCUACAACUUCAUAACACUACCCUUAACUGGAUAGUCAUCUGGCUAUGAAUUGACCAAUUCAGGGAAAAUAUGGCGCGAUGUUAAUGAACUUUCCUCUGAUCCAGGAGGUCCAAGUUCAAGUCACACAUGCUCCAGAGGUGUAUCUUAACAUCUCUGAAGAGAUUGAUUUUUAAGAGAUUGACUGUGUACUGUGCAGGUUGUGAUCCCUGUUUGAUUCUAAUUCAAAACCCACUUCAAAAGUAAUCAAUUUGCAUUUAGUAGGUGCCAACUGGAUUAAUGCAAAACAUUAAGCAGCCUUACGAAUUUGAUGCAGUUUCUCCAUGAACUUUCAACAGCCCCUGUUAAGAUCUAAAGCAAUACAUGGACAUUAUUUCAUCCUGUUCACUCUUUACUACCUAUAACUAACUUAUUAAUGAUUGAAUGUGAAAAUAUUAGUUGGAGUUUUUGUACAAUUUACUUUUGUAUAUAAUAACAAAAUAUCUUUGUUAUUAAAUAAAAUCAUAUUUGUAAUAUUUCUUCUGGC